UUAUCAUGAGAAUCCCAUUGGCGACUGUGAAAAACGUGAUCUCUAUAUGUUUCCCCUGUGGGCAAGAGUUCUGACAUACUCGGGCAUCCUGGUUUGGGAAAACAGCGGGCUCGGGAUACCUCUGCUCCUGCCACCUGAUUAUUCCUGAAGUCGGGGGAGGACUUGCUUUCUGGCAGUACAAUGAAUCCAAACCUGAACUGGCUGAUCCUGGUCCGGCUCUUGUUGACCAACCCCACCUUCUCCAUCGCGCAAAGUCCGUCUGGCCCGGACGACGGACUGCAUCGUGGCUUGGCUGUGGAGGAGGAGGAGGAGGAAGGAAAGCAGGAGAGGAAGUCUUUUGUUUCCGGGUCACCUCUGGAGCACGGUCCCCCACUAGGGGCGGGGGAGAGAGUUUUGGGGCUGGGUGAGGGGUCCCUGGAGGAAGAAGACAGGGAGCGGGCGGCCCUGCGCCUGGUGACGAUCGUCACGGCGAUGCUCCGGGACAAGGUGCAGGCCGCCCCCCCGCGGGGCAAUGCCAGCUGCGAGGAGCUGCUGGCUUCCGCCUCCCUGGGGGGCACUUCCUUGGCUCUCUUCCCCCGUGAGCUGCUCGGCCUCUCCCUGGUGCCAGUUCUGGGGGUGUCCGGGUGCACCCAGGAGGCCAAGACUUUGACACUGCAGCUGUUUGAGCGACUGGGCAUGGGCGACACAGAGGAGCUUCUGCUGGAGAUCAAUGACUUGAUUGGAUGGAGCGCCCACCCCCAUGCCACCGCCACUCUGCCCCCACCCACGCGGAAAGCCCAGGAGGAGCGCCACCUGCAGGCCAUCAUGUUCAACAUCCAGCAGCUGGGCGGGACGGGGGAGUCACCGGAGCGCGGCUCGGUGGAGGGCGGGGACGAGAGGCGGGGGAGAUGCCAGGGGUGGACCAGGGUGAACGGGACCUUCCUAUUGGGAGACACGGCGGGGGAGGAGGGCGGGAUUGGGGAAGCGGUACGGACCUGCGAAAACCUGGGCGCCCAGUGCGCGGGGGUGUCCGGCGGCUCGGGCCCCGGGCGGUACCGGGCGGUGCUGAGGAGGGGCGGCCGGAUCGUGCCCACCACCCCGGGCUCGGAGAGCUGGAUCCGGGAGUGCCGGGAGCCCGCGCCAGGGCGCGUUCGCCGCCACGCCCCGGGGACGUGCGUGGACAAGCGGGAGGAGCGCGUCUACAGCGUGGUGGAGUGGAUCCCCGGCGUCAGCACGCUCUACAGCCUGGGCACCGCCGUCUACUACGCCUCCGUCAACUGCACCGAGACGGCCAAGGAGAGGGCCAUCCUCAGCGCCGUCGACUUGGGCACCGACGCCCUCAUGGCCGUCACCGGGGGCGCGGCGGGCGUGGCCGGCUACGCUCUGGGGGCUGGGGUGAAGACGGGAGUCAAAGCCGGGAUCAAGUACCUCCUGCAAAGCAUGAAGCACGAGGAGGACCUCAUCGUGAAUCGCAGCAGCUGGGACACGUCCAUCACCGUCCAAUAACAUGAGUGCCAUCCAAUCCAUUUAGCCCCCUCCCCUCACCCUCAAAAAAAAAAAAAAAAUCCAUCAGUCAGUUUGCAGACUCUUUUGGACACAGACCUCUGCUCCAGGUAAAGAUAUUUGAGCAACUGUUAUCAUCUUCUUAUCUGCGUCCUGGAAGAAGACCUUUGGUCAAGUGGGGAACUUGUAAAAACUACCAGUCGACUGAUUUCCCCAAGCAAUCAUUCCGCUUACAGGUGAAUGCUGAGGGAAGCCAUUCCUUCACUCAGUGAAGUGGACUAUAGCCUGAAAGACAUCGCGAGCAGCUUGGUUCAUAUCCCUGGAGAUGUGUUGGGUCACAUUCUCUGCUCUGUAGACCUGCUGGUGACGUUGUGGAGAGCCUCCAGUCUACUGGUUACUGAAAUGUACAGUUUUCAUACACUGCUUUUUCAGGACUGAGAAAAAAAUCAAAACAUUUACAAUGUACAUGACAUGCAAUAUUUUGAUAAAUCUCUUUGUCAAUUAUUAUCGAGUUAAAGAACUGAAAUUACAUCUGGGAAGCUUUUGGCUCUCAUGUUGCAGCAAAUUUUGGGGUAUGUUUCCAUUUAUUUACUGUAGUAAGGAAAUGCAGCAAUCGUUGUUUUUAGCAACAUAGUUUAAUUAACUACGCUGAUCCAGAUUUUUAGCUGCAUUUACAUUGCUUUUCUCAUGCCAUGUGUAUUAUCAGGGCCUACUACAAAAAGCCACGUAAAUCACUGAAUAGUACUAAGAAACUGGAAAUAAAUUGGACAAAAAACAAUAGUAUUGAGGGACAGUAUAUCCCCGUGUUUCACUAGCAUUUUAAUAAAAACAAUUGCUUAUAUAAUUUGUUAAGAAAACAUGGCCGUAUGUUCCAGUCUUGGUCUUGAAUAAUAAACAUUUAUGUUUAAUACCA
This is a messenger RNA of Anguilla anguilla (European eel), 2395 nucleotides long. It is a transcript of the gene apof, whose product is annotated as apolipoprotein F. Lineage: Eukaryota; Metazoa; Chordata; Actinopteri; Anguilliformes; Anguillidae. Gene Ontology annotation, biological process: cholesterol metabolic process. The coding region runs from base 181 to 1485 and encodes 434 amino acids. The record is from RefSeq and is a predicted model, not a curated record. The transcript has 2 exons.